GGCCCGAGGGCCGAGGCCCUGUGUCUCUUGCCGUCGUUGCCUGGAUACAAGUACAUCGACAGGUCGACAACCAGGCCAGCAACGCAUUUACAACAAUUGCCAGAACUACAUUAAAAACAAGAACAUCACCGCCUUCAACGCUGCGUCCAGAAUAAGAAUCCCAACCAGCAGCAGAACGACGUUCCUAGGCACUAUUAGUAGCACUUUGGGCCUGCGCAGUGCGGUGGCCCGAUCGUUUGCGUCUGCAUGGAGUCAAUGAGACGUAGCGAGGCGAACACUAGCCACCACCCGAAUAAGGUGGCCCAGAAUAGCAGCAACGUAGCAACGGAAAGCAAUAUUAAGAAUAAUAAACUGUUAGCUAAUUUAAGUGUAUCGAAAGCGGCGGUAACAGCAGCAGGGACGGCAGCAACAACAACGACGGCUACGAAUCACGCGUUGAACUUCAAUAAUAAAUUGAAGGCCAACUUACAGCAACAGCAGCAGUCGGCAACAACAACAACAGUAGUGGCAACGAAUAAUCAGCAAGGGAACGCGAUUAAGAAGCAUAUAAAAUUAAUUGGCUCGACAAAGACAGGAAAUACAACAACGACAAACUCAACGUCGUCGUCUUCGUCAUCGUCGAGCAGUUCUAAUUCGAGCGAGUCAAAGGAUACGAAUUUUGAAUACGAGGACGAGUGGAACAUUGGUGGCAUACCAGAGCUGUUGGACGACUUAGACGCGGACAUUGAAAAGUCCUCAACGCAGCAGCAAGUGGCAACUGCGAAUUCGGGUGGUGGCAACCAACAAGCAACAGCAACAACAACACCUACAGCAAUAAAUGCUAAACAGGCAAAUAGCACAGCAGCAACAACAACAGCACCAGCAGCAACAGCAUCAGAUAACUCAUCAAUACCAACAACAACAACAGCAGCUACGUCAUCAGCCAGCAAAGUCGCCGCUACGUCGGCAGUGACGAGCAGCAUCAGCAUCUCAACGCAUCACCACAAAUCGCACAAAACCACACUGCACAGCAAUUUGUCGGCAACGUCGCCAACCACAAUUAAGUUCACACGUCAACCCAUCGGCCCCAGCAACGCCAUCAGCGGGAACUCCUCUUCAUCCAGCUCGUCAGCCUCCAGCAACAGCAGCAACAACAACAACAGCAGCAACAACAACAACAGCAGCAACAUUGCUGUGGCAACAAACAAAGGCUCCUCCUCGGGCAAGCACCACCAUCACCACCAUCAUCAUCACGCCUCGUCACAGGCCAGCAGUAGCAACACCAACAGCAGCAACAACCCGAAGGGAUUUAAAUCGGCGCUGGUGGCACAGCUAAAUAGUCCGGGGCUAAAUUCUACGCACAAUAACAGCACCAGCAACAGCAACUGCAAUACAAGCAGUAGCGCAGUCAGUGCCGGUGGCAGCAGCAGUAAAAGCAACUCUGCAACCGCAGGCUCUGGUUCUGCCUCAUCGUCUCUGACAACUGGAAGCACCUUGUCCUCAUCGACAUUUGCGGGCUUUUCUAAAGGUGGCAAUUUGGUAUCGUCUUGCCCCUCGUCAAACAAUAGCAGCAACAACAACAGCUCCUCUGCACAGGCAACCAACAGCGCCUGUAGUGGCAACAGCAGCGGCACGUCCACUGGUGGCACUGGUGGUCAUCAAGCGAAAUUUUCCGCUGGCGGCAUGUCCUCGCAAACGGGCAUCGGCAGCGGCGGCAACAGUAGCAACAGCAACAACAGUAGCAGCAGCGGGGGUGGUUCUAGCGGCGCCAGUAGCGGCAUAGGAACCACCAGUAACCAGAGUUCGCAAGGCGGCAGCUCCAGUGGUAAAUUGAGCGCAAAAAUGUCCAUUGAUCAUCAAGCCACGCUAGAUAAAGGACUUAAAAUGAAGAUCAAACGCACCAAGCCCGGCACAAAAAGUUCCGAGGCUAAGCAUGAGAUUGUCAAAGCCACCGAUCAGCAAAAUGGUGCCAUCGGAAACUCUGCCAUCGAGGAUGGCAGCUCCAAUGCGUCUUCCCUCGCAUCGAACAGCUCGUUAACAGCAACCGGCAAUACCUCCAGUGGUGGCGGCGGCGGUGGGAGCGGCAGUGGUUCCAGCAGCAAGAAGCACUUAAAUAAUUCGAGUGCCGGCAGCAACAAUAGCAGCAACAGUAGCAGCAGUCAAAAUAAUUCACAUGGAAGCAGCGGUGGCGGUGGCGGGAGCGGUUCCAGCAGCAACAGCACGCAAUCCACGCCACAGGGCACCAAACGGGGUAGCUCCGGACAUCGACGUGAAAAGACUAAGGAUAAGAAUGCACAUUCCAAUCGCAUGUCUGUGGACAAGUCUGCCGCCUCAGCGGCCGGAGAGAAAGAUACGCCGGAAAAGAGUGCCACUGGCAAUGGUGCUGGUGGUGGCUGUCAGUGCAAUGGCGACAUGGGUGGUGGUUCCAGUGGUGCGACUCCCUGUUCGCAUCAUGCCUGCAUACGUCGCGCCAACGCCAGCGAACAUGCAUCCCUGCAGCAGCGUAUGUCCAAUUCCAGUGGUGGCAGCGGCAGUGGCAACGCAUCCUCCGCCUCUGCCAUGUCAGCCGGAGUACCACCGGGCGUUUUUACACCUUCAGCGGGCUCACCAGCGGCCAUGGUAUCCGCCUCGUUGUUGGCAGCCACAACAGUAGCUGGCGUGGCCUCCGCCGCCCAGUCCGGUAACAGUGGCUCGAGCGGCGGUACGGGUGGUGCCAAUGCGCCGGGUCCACCAGGCAAAGAGACCGGUAGUGGCAUCAAAAUAUCCUCACACAUUGCCGCACAACUGGCCGCUGCGGCCGCCUCCAGCUAUGCAAGUGGCCAGAGCGGUGGUUCCGGUGGUAGUGUAAGCAACAAUUCCGGCAACAACAGCACGGGCAGCGGGCCGGACAGCAAAGCAGCCGCUGCUGCACAGGCAAAACUAAUGGCCCCCGGCAUGAUCUCAGCGACAAUGCAUCACACCAUUUCCGUGCCUGCCGGUAGCGCAGCCUCAGCGGACGAUGCGGACUCAAAAUCCCCGCCAGCUAAACGUGCCAAGCAUAGCGAGCAUGGCGCCAAUAAUAACAAUAACAACAAUAACAGUUCCGGCAAAGAGAUGGUCGACAUAUGCAUUGGCACCUCCGUCGGCACCAUCACGGAGCCGGACUGUCUGGGUCCCUGCGAGCCGGGCACCUCGGUCACACUUGAGGGCAUCGUUUGGCACGAGACUGAGGGCGGCGUCCUGGUCGUCAAUGUGACGUGGCGCGGCAAGACCUACGUGGGCACCCUGCUUGACUGUACGCGCCACGAUUGGGCUCCUCCAAGAUUCUGUGAUUCACCAACUGAAGAAUUAGAUUCUCGAACUCCAAAGGGACGCGGCAAGCGCGGACGCAGUGCUGGUCUCACACCCGACCUGAGCAACUUCACCGAGACCAGAAGCUCUAUUUACUUCUCACACGCUCAGGUGCACUCGAAGCUGCGCAAUGGAGCGACCAAAGGACGUGGCGCCACGCGCAGCGCCUCUGGCAAUUCCAAUAACAACAGCAACAACGCUGCAACCAACAGCAGCUCCUCCUCGGGCAAUGGUGGCGGAGCCACGCCCAGCACCUCGCCAACUGCAUUUCUGCCGCCACGUCCAGAGAAGCGCAAGUCCAAGGAUGAGGCGCCAUCGCCACUCAAUGGCGAGUCAGAUGCUGCCGCAACGAGCAUGGUGAACGCCAGUGGGAUACCCAUCUCGGCCAGCGGCGGUGGCCUGGCCACACAGCCCCAGAGCCUGCUCAACCCAGUGACCGGACUAAAUGUGCAAAUCAACACAAAGAAAUGUAAGACUGCCUCACCCUGUGCGAUCUCGCCGGUGCUGCUCGAGUGCCCGGAGCAGGACUGCAGCAAGAAGUACAAGCAUGCCAAUGGGUUGCGCUAUCACCAGUCGCAUGCGCACGGCGGUGCCGGUUCCAUGGACGAGGACUCCAUGCAGGCGCCAGAGGAGCCACCCACGCCUCCCUCACCGGUGCCAUCAGUACCCACGGCAGCAGCGCCUUCCACACCCAGCACCCCCAAUGCCGCUGCUAUUACCACAAAUGGCAACAGCAAUGUCCCCACAACACCAUCAUCAGCUGGCGCCUCAUCUGUUCCCCCCGCCGAGCCAACAACGGCGGCGAUCGCAAGCACAACAUCGGCUACGGCAGCAGGAGUAUCAACAGCAGUUGCCCCAACAGUAGCAUCUCCACCUACUGGACCCAACAGCACAUCUGGCGGUCAGCCAGCAACGGAAGGCAUUCCGGUGGUUAGUUCUGCAACCACAGCCACGCAUCCGAGCAUGCCGAGCACAGUGGUGGCCAACUCCGCGCCACAAGUGCCGCAACAGGCGCUUCUGACCCCCAGCGCAGCCAAUCCGAGCGUCGUGCUGCCGUCUCCAACACCAGCACAUGCAGCAGUUGCUGGUGGCAGCAUAACUGCCGGCAUCUCCAGCCAGGCGCUUUCCCAGCAACAACAACAGCAACUGCUAGGCGGUCUGGUUGGCGCCACUGGCCUACCGACGCUCCUCUCCGAGCAACAGCAGCAAGCGUUGUUGCAGCAAAGUGCAUUGAAAGCUGGUGUCUUGCGAUUCGGCCCACCCGAUGGUGCCGCGGCCACGUCAAUGGCAGCUGCUCUGCAGCAGCAACAACAACAACAACAGCAGCAGCAGCAACAACAGCCGCCCAAUUCGCAGCCGACACAACAACAAUCUGCCCAGCAAAAUGCAUUGCAACCGGGACAGAAUCCGCUACGUCCUACACCAGUUACGCAUCAGAUGCCGCCUAAUGUUGAGGCACAGCAACCACCAAGUGGCUAUCCCGGCACACCACAGCAGCUGGCCGCCCAGGCACAAGGCAUACCCCUAUCCAGCAAACAGACUUCGCCCGCCUUUUCGGCAGUCGCAAGCAGCAAACAGAAAAAGAAUCGUAAAUCGCCCGGUCCAGGUGAUUUCGAUGGCAGCGCAUCUCGCGAGGAUGUGCAGUCCCCGGCGUAUAGUGAUAUAUCGGACGACUCAACGCCAGUCGCCGACCAAGAGAUGCUGGAAAAAUCGGGCCAGCCCAACAAGCACAUGGAUCUACUGAGCAAGAAACCACCCGAAGUGGGCGUGCCAACGGCUCUAGGAGUGGGCGCUGGUGGGGCACCGCCGUCGAUGCCCUCGCUUGGCGGCUACGGCAUGUAUCAAUUCUAUCCGCCGCAACAGCAACAAUAUAUGGUACAACAAUCGGGCGGGGAUCCCCUGCAGUCAGGCAAGGCGGGGCUACCGCCUACGCUGGGGCAACCACAAUUAGCGUUGCCAGCAUCGCAGGCGCAACAAUUGGCACCUGGAGCACCAACCUCCUCACAGCCACAGACGCAUUUGUUGCCGGCACAACAACAGGCGGUCUCCCAUCUGACCGACUACAGCAACAAGAACAAAGAUCCACCGCUAGAUCUGAUGACGAAGCCGCAACAGGCAGGCCAACAAACGCAAUCACAGUCGGAGAACAACGGAAAGGAUGCCACACCCACACCCAGUUCACAGGCCCCACAACAACAGCCGCCGCCAGUGAAUCUCAGCGCAGUGACUGGACCCCCACCUGGCGGCCUGCCACCUGGUUUGGGUGGCAUCUCGGCUCUAAGCGCGGCAGGUUUGGCCGCACCCUCGCCGGCCAAGCCCAUGUCACACUUCUAUCCGUUCAACUACAUACCCCCGGGCUAUCCCUACAAUGUUGAUCCCAACUUUGGACCUGUGUCUAUUGUGGCGUCGGAAGAGGCUGCCAAAAUGGGUGGCCAUCCCGGAAUGCCACCCAGCUCGCAGGCUCAGAGUAUGGGUCAACAAAUGCCAACGGCUACCAUUAAAGAAGAACGUCUAAAGGAGAGUCCCAGUCCACAUGAGAAUCCAAAGCAUCUACCACAGCAGCAGUUGAUGGCCAACAAGCUGAUCAAACAGGAGCCUUUGAUCAAACAGGAGAUCAAGCAGGAGCCAAACACUAAUCCUGGUCAACAGGGACCACCAUCACAACAACAACAACAGCAAUCAGCGCCACCACCUCAGCAGCCGCACGCACUGCAUCCCAAAGACUUGCAGGCACUGGGCGCCUAUCCGAGUCUCUAUCAGCGCCACUCCAUGAGUCUGGCGGCCGCUCAGCAAGCGCGCGAGGAGGAGUUGCGACGCUACUAUAUGUUCUCGGAUCAGCAGCGACGUCAGAAUGCAGCUGCAGCCGCUGCUGCCCAGAACGCAGCCGCCGCUGCUGCCGGUGGACCCAAUUCGGGAUUGCAACAGCAGCCCGGGGGACAGCACAAGGAUGAGUCCAGUUUGUCGCCACAGCAGUCGCAACAGCUCUCGAUUGCACAACAACAGCAGCAGGCAUUGCAACAGCAUCACCAGCACAUGCAGCAACAACAACAGCAACAUCAGCAGCAGCAGCAGCAGCAACAACAACAACAACAACAGCAGCAGCAGCAGCAACAACAGCAGCAGCAUCAGCAACAGAAACUGAAGCAGGCACAGGCGCAGGCGAAUAGCAAUGCAGCCAAUAACAAGGCCACAAAUCUGACCAAGGAAUCGCCAAAACAGAAGGCUGCUGCAGCUGCAGCGGCGGAGGAGGAGCUGAAGGUGAAGCAAGAGGGUCAGAAGCCAACAAUGGAGACACAAGGACCGCCCCCGCCACCCACAUCGCAGUACUUCCUACAUCCGCCGUACAUUUCGCCCACACCCUUCGGUCCCUUCGACCCCAAUCUACCCAUGUAUCGCAAUGUCCUGAUGUCCGCCGCCGGGCCCUACAAUGCGCCACCUUACCAUCUGCCCAUACCGCGCUACCACGCCCCCGAGGAUCUGUCGCGGAAUACUGGCACCAAGGCGCUGGAUGCACUGCAUCAUGCCGCCAACCAAUACUACACCACGCACAAGAUACAUGAGCUCAGUGAACGGGCGCUCAAGUCGCCGACCAGUGGGGGCGGCCCCGUAAAGGUCAGCGUAUCGAGCCCCAGCACAGGACCCCCUCAACCCGGGGGUGGCAUGAAUAGUGGACCUGGUGGCGGUCCCAAUGUGUUGGGAGGCAAUGGGCCAAAUCAACCAGGUGGCGCUGGCGGCGGCCAAGGUGGUGUGCCGCUCAGCCUGCAGCCACCACCCGGUGGCUUAGGUGGUCCACCGCCCAACAAAUCUGAUAUGGCCGGCCAGAAACAGCAUGGGGUGCCAUCCAAUGCCCCUGUUGGCCUCGAUGCGCACAAACAACCGUUGCCGGGUCCACCACCCGCGGGCGGGCCACCGGGUAAUGGAGCCGUCGGUGUGGGCGGCCCGGGAGGCAAUGGUGGUGCUGGCGGUGCUGGUGCCGCCGAUUCACGCAGUCCGCCGCCGCAACGACAUGUCCACACCCACCAUCACACCCACGUUGGUCUCGGCUAUCCCAUGUACCCGGCGCCCUAUGGAGCGGCCGUUCUAGCGAGCCAACAGGCGGCUGCUGUAGCUGUGAUAAAUCCAUUUCCGCCGGGACCGUCGAAAUGAGAACAACUGAACAACAACAAUGAGAAGAAGACCUACAAUGUAAAGAACAACUAGCGAGGCUUGUUGCAGCAGCAAAUGUGCGUCAAUUUCCCAUGAAGGAGCACAAUGAAAAUUUAGGAAACAUAUGGUCUUUUUCAACUACUAUAUACACGUAUAUGUAUGUAUAUACAUUUCUAUGAUAAAGCGCUGCAACAAGCCGGAAGAGCAAAAACAAAAACACAGAAACACAACUAAAACAAAACUUCAAAGGACAACAACACUAUUUAAACGCAUAAGAAUUUUGUAUUUUUCGUUUAACGUGUUACUUAUAAUUCUAGUUUUUAAGUUAUAUCGCAACCUACUACCAUAUAAAUGCGUAAAAUAUACAUACAUGUUUAGCAUACACAUACCUUCGUAAUUAUAUUUACCACUUGCAAAUAUUUAAAACAAAACAUGGAAACAACAAACAAAAACAAGCAUACUUUUAGCAAUUUUUUCUAAGUGUAUUGCAUAUACAAAAAGUACAUAUACUUAUAAAUAUAUAGAUAUAUUUAUCACAUACCGAGAGGCGUAAAUCGAGCAUGAACAAAAUCGAAAUUGUAGUGUUGAUUUUUUUGUAAAAAAUAACUAUAUUAUUUAGAUUUACACACUAUUUACGAAUAUAAUAUGCAUACGAAAUACAAAUAGAAGUUCGCAUUUUUAAACAUAGACUUUUCGUGUGUAUGAACGUACGUGUUAUAAAUUAUUUUUAUUAUAAAUCUACUAUGUAAUGUAUCAGCUGUGUUGCGAUUGGAGCUGCAAUUUAAUUAAUUUGUGCAUAGCAGUAAACAAAAAACUAUAAAAAAGCAAGAAAAAAGAAAUGAAAAAGACAAGGAAGGUACGCCCGCAUUGUAAGGGUUAAGUUAUUUUUUUGUGAGUUUUCGCGACGCAUUGUCAUUUAUUUAAAUGUUUGUAGGCAUGAACUUGUACUUUAAAUAUUUAUACAUAUAUAAAUACAUACUACAUAAAUACAGUUAUACAGUAUCAUAUAUGUAUAUGUAAUUAAUUGAUUCUCCAUGUGAAUGUGGGUGUGUAGGUGUGUAGUUCCCUAGCCGCUUCAUAACUACAUACACAUACACGCGUGAUUUACAAGUAUGGCACUUAAUGUUUAGUAUAGUAAGGCAGACAAACGCAUACACACACAUUACAAACAAACAAACAAACUUCGAUAGGAAUUUACGGUUAAACAAAAAGUAACAAAAACAAAAAGUAUUGCAUGUAAAUAUACUCUAGAGCGAGUCUUUUGAAUUGUAAAUUUGAUAAUCGAGUGCGCCACGAAAGUAUAUAGAGAGAGCGCAUUUGAGCAAAGCUAUAAACAUAAAAAUCAUUAUGUAUGCAUGUAAUUGCAAUAACAAACGAGUAAUAAUAAUAAAUAUAAAAACAACUUUAACACUA
Messenger RNA from Scaptodrosophila lebanonensis, 8868 nucleotides. RefSeq lists its product as uncharacterized. Gene Ontology annotation, biological process: regulation of transcription by RNA polymerase II. The record is from RefSeq and is a predicted model, not a curated record. Bases 247 to 7455 code for a protein of 2402 amino acids. NCBI's taxonomy places the organism in Eukaryota, Metazoa, Arthropoda, Insecta, Diptera, Drosophilidae. The transcript has 10 exons. Gene Ontology annotation, cellular component: nucleus.